Messenger RNA from Conger conger (European conger), 4030 nucleotides. Its product is annotated as complement factor H-like. The record is from RefSeq and is a predicted model, not a curated record. NCBI's taxonomy places the organism in Eukaryota, Metazoa, Chordata, Actinopteri, Anguilliformes, Congridae. The coding region runs from base 85 to 3486 and encodes 1133 amino acids. The transcript has 22 exons.
UGAUUAACUCAUCAAAGGUUAUUUAGCCACAGUGGUUCUGCUGUGAGCUCACAACACAAGACAUUCCAGACAUUGGAAUUGAAAAUGCAGACUGUAAGCUAUGGGUUCUUUCUUAUAUCAUGGAUUUGCUUUUCUGCUGUGGCCAAGGCACAGAAAGGUUGUUCUGGCAGUUCAAUACCCAAAAAUCUAAAGACUGAAUUACCCUCCGAGAUGAAAGAUAUCUAUGCACAUGGUGACCCUUUGAGGUUGACUUGCCAAACUGGCUAUGCUGGAUUUCUGAGAAUAAUUUGCACCAAUGGUGACUGGACAAUAAUUCGAACACGUAAAUGUGAACCAAAGCAGUGUGGUCACCCAGGUGAUACACCACAUGGCGACUUCAUUCUUACAAAGGGAGACGAUUUUGUAUUUGGAUCUCAAGUGGAGUAUACCUGUGAAAAAGGAUACAUAUUGGCUGGAAAGGUAAAUCACCGUAGUUGCAUGGAUCAAGGAUGGGAUAAUGCCAUUCCCGUUUGUGAAGUGGUGAAAUGUAGUCCAAUACCACAAAGUCGAUAUUUGAGUACCUCUGGGAAUAUUGAGAGCCCUCAAUAUGGUGAUGUAAUACAGUUUGACUGCGAAACUGAUAAGGAGAAAAGAGUUGGGGAAAAACAAAUUCACUGUACUGAGACCGGUGAAUGGAGUGCAAAUGUGCCAACAUGUGAAGAUGUAACAUGUAAACUACCAGAUAUAAUAAAUGGUCGGGUCACAAACGAAAAGAAUAUUUAUGAGAAAGAUGACAUCUUAUUAUUUGCUUGCAAUGAAGGCUAUACACCAGUGGGAAGAGCAUCUUCUACAUGCACCCAACAUGAUUGGAUGCCAAAACCACAAUGUGAAGAAACGGUUUGUAGAGCGAGAACAUCAACAAAUAUUACUCCCAAAAAGACUGUAUUUAUUCCUGGAGAAAGUGCUAAAAUAGUUUGUGAGCCACCGUCUAGAACACACACAAAAAAACGGGAGGAUACAGUGACAUGCAGAAACGAUGGAUCAUGGUCAUUCAGCAUAGAAUGCGAAGAAACGAUCUGCACAAUUACACCAGAAGACAAUAUACUGUAUUUGUCGUAUUGGCGCUAUACUUUUAAAUACAAACAAACGUUAUCAUCUUACACCUGCCGACGUGGAUUCAAAACAUCUGGAGGCUCUACUUGUGAAGUUGAGGGCUGGGUGCCACCGCUGUGCCCAGCAAUAACAUGUAAUCCAGAGAUUCCUAAUGCUAUCAUUCUGAGUGAAAAUAAGACUUACACAUUUGAUGAGCGUCUGGAAUAUGAAUGUAAACUUUUUCAUGGACCAGAAGGAAAGCAAUACGCAUACUGUGGGGUUAAUGGCUGGCAAUGGCCUAACUGCAAAGCAAAAGAAAAUUAUUGCAAAAGACCUGAUCUAGAAAAUGGAUAUCACAUCAAUGUCAAAAGAGAUGCUUCAGUCAUUUAUUAUAGUUGCGUUUCUGGUUAUAAACCCUUCAUGGAAGGUUGGUGGGACAAAUUGACAUGCAAGAAAAUGGAAUGGUCUAACAUCCCAAAGUGCAUUGAUGAAACUGCAUGUGUUCCUCCAACAAUUCUGAAUACAAAAGAGGAAGUCAGGAAAGACCUGUAUUCAAAUGGUGAAUCUUUGACAUUUGAAUGUGAGGAUGCAUAUGAAAUGGAAGGUACUGGCCAGAUAAAAUGUGUAAAUGGAGAGUGGAAGUCACAACUACCAGUCUGCAAACCAUCUGGUUAUAGUUGUAAUCCUCCCCCACGUGUUGCAGAUGCAACAAUUACAUCAAAAUAUAAGACAAAAUAUCCUCAUCAAUCUACAGUGCAAUUCCAAUGCAGAGAUUUAUAUGAAAUUCAGGGAAACAGAGAAGUCACCUGCACCAGUGGAACGUGGAGUGACAUUCCAACAUGCAUUUCAAAGACAAAAUCCACAGCAACUGAGCGGCCCUCUGAGAAAAGUGGCAAUGGCCCAACGGUAGCGCCGUCAUCCGCAGAAACGAUCUGCAGAAUUACACCAGAAGACAAUGUACAGUCUUCGCACUAUUGGCACUCUACUUUUCAAUACAAACAAACAUUAUCAUCUUACACCUGCCGACGUGGAUUCAAAACAUCUGGAGGCUCUACUUGUGAAGUUGAGGGCUGGGUGCCACCGCUGUGCCCAGCAAUAACAUGUAAUCCAGAGAUUCCUAAUGCUAUCAUUCUGAGUGAAAAUAAGACUUACAAAUUGAACGAGUAUGUGGAAUAUGAAUGUAAACUUUUUCAUGAACCAGAAGGAAAGCAAAACGCAUACUGUGGGGUUAAUGGCUGGGAAUGGCCUAACUGCAAAGCAAAAGAAAAUUAUUGCAAAAGACCUGAUCUAGAAAAUGGAUAUCACAUCAAUGUCAAAAGCAAUGCUUCAGUCAUUUAUUAUAGUUGCGUUUCUGGUUAUAAACCCUUCGUGGAAGGUUGGUGGGAUGAAUUGACAUGCAAGAAAAGUGAAUGGUCUGACAUCCCAAAGUGCAUUGAUGAAACUGCAUGUGUUCCUCCAAAAAUUCUGAAUGCAAAACAAGUCAGGAAAGUCAGGAAAGACCUGUAUUCAAAUGGUGAAUCUUUGACAUUUGAAUGUGAGGAUGCAUAUGAAAUGGAAGGUACUGGCCAGAUAAAAUGCGUAAAUGGAGAGUGGGAUUCACCUCUACCAGUCUGCAAACCUUCUGGUUAUAGUUGUAAUCCUCCCCCACGUGUUGCAGAUGCAACAAUUACAUCAAAAUAUAAGACAAAAUAUGCUCAUCAAUCUACAGUGCAAUUCCAAUGCAGAGAUUUAUAUGAAAUUCAGGGGAACAGAGAAGUCACCUGCACCAGUGGAACGUGGAGUGACAUUCCAACAUGCAUUUCAAAGAUAAAAUCUACAGCAACUGGGUGGUCUAAGCAAAGUGGCCCAACGAUAGUGACGCCAUCGCCAGAAAAAUAUCCCUGUGAAAAACCUGUCCUGAAAGGUGGAUUUGUGGACCCCUCAAGAUCCACAUACUAUGAAGGUGAUAUACUGGAAUAUCAAUGCUUCAGUCCAUGUAAGCCCAGAACGAAAAGAAAUAUCACUUGUACAAAUGGACAGUGGAGUGACCGGGUGGAGUGUACAUGUUUCACUUCUUGUGAACCCCCACAAGAAAUUCCAUUUGGGGAUAUUAAAGGUUUGACAAAAGAUGUAUAUAACACCGGUGAGACGGUAGAAUACCAGUGCAAGAAUUACUAUGUACUUUCUGGUCGAGAGUUCAUAACAUGCCGCAGUGGGGAGUGGGAUGAUCCUCCAAAAUGCCUUGAACCAUGUACCGUGACAAUUGAAGAAAUGAACCAAAGGGGAAUUGAACUCAGAUACAAACAUCCAACAAAGGUUUACGUAAAACAUGAGGAACGAAUUGUGUUCGCAUGCAAAUAUGGCAAAAGGCAAACUGAUGGCGAAUUUAUUAACUGGUGCACACAUGGUAGAAUCCACCUUCCAUCUUGUGCUUAAGAACUAUGUUCAUGCAUAGAUUAACAUGCAUGGAUUGUACCUAUUAAUUGAUUGAAUUUAAAGUUUUAGAAAAUUCACAGAUGAUCAGCACAAUAAAUAGAUACAGUAAAUAUCUCACUCGGUGUCUUUAACACUUGAAAAAGGAUAAAGAUAAUACAGCCAGUCAGUGUGUUACUCUUAUAUAAACUAGAACAGUGAGACAGACAUGAUGAACCAGUACACAGUCUUUGAAGUCCAGACUACCAAAACAGCUACGGAGUGGAAGAAAAUAUAAAUUCAAAUCCUCAUGAGCUUAUUUUGUAAUGUCACGAGAGAAGGAUUGAAGGGACAAUUUAGUCCAUGUGCAUUUGUUUUAUAACUCCAACAUUUUCCAACUCAACAGGAAAGCACUCACAGAAAAAGAUGGGUCAAUGGAUAACCAAAGUACAGACAAAAUAUUUGCUAAAUCAUUCUUGUUUGAACUAAGAUGCAUUUACUCCACAUAUUGCUCAAUGUUCAAUGUUGAAAUACUGAUAAUGUACAAAUAAAACAUUCCUGGAUUUCA